AUGAAGAGAGUGAGGGAGGAGUUCUACGGCGGCGGCUCGCAAUUCAAGCGACCUUUCGGCUCUUCCCGCGAAUCGUGUGCGCAACCAUCAAUUCCAGGAGUUGGAGGAGGGGCAGGAGUAGCUGUAGUGGGUGAUGGAGUAGGGCCUGCAGGAGGAGCUGGUGGUGGCAGAAUGGAGGGAGGCGGUGGAGGUGGUACUACUGCCACUGCUAGUGGAGCUUCUCAUAAACUUACGACCAACGAUGCCUUGACCUAUCUUAAGGAAGUGAAAGACAUGUUUCAGGACAAACAGGACAAGUAUGAGACUUUCCUUGAGGUCAUGAAAGAUUUCAAGGCUCAGAAAACUGACACCGCUGGUGUUAUUGCACGGGUCAAAGAGUUGUUCAAAGGACAUAACAACCUAAUAUAUGGUUUCAAUACCUUCUUGCCGAAGGGUUAUGAAAUAACUCUUGAUGAUCCACCAAAGAAGACAGUUGAAUUUGAUGAAGCUAUGAACUUCGUUAAUAAAAUCAAGAAACGGUUCCAGAAUGAUGAACAUGUGUAUAAAUCCUUCCUCGAUACCCUUAAAAUCUACCGGAAGGAGCACAAAGACAUAAAUGAGGUCUACAAAGAGGUUGCUGCUCUCUUCAAGGACCAUCCGGAUUUGCUUGACGAGUUCACUAGGUUCUUACCAGACAAUUCUGGAACCGCAGUGUCACAGCAUAACUCUUCCACUGUCACCUUGCGUCCGAUGCACAUAGAGAAGCAACUUAGGCGAGACAAAGUUGUUAAUUCAAAUGGUGAAAGGAAUCUUAGUCUUCAGCAGCCUGAAAUGGAUGAUGAGAAACUGAUGAUGAAAGCACACAAAGAACAAAAAAAGCGAGUUGAGAAAGAUGGUAGAGACAACCAUGGUCGUGAUCAAGACGAGAGGGAACUUGAUCAUGACAGCAACAGGAGGAAACCCUCCCGGAAAGUUGAGGGUUAUGGAAUCAGUUCUAACUUUGCUUCUUAUGAUGACAAGGAUAAAUUAAAAAGCAUGUACCAUGAAGGAUUUGUAUUCUGCGAGAAAGUCAAGGAGAAGCUGGGCAGCUUCGAUGAUUAUCAGGCGUUCUUGAAGUGCCUUAAUAUAUUCAAUAAUGGAAUUAUUAAGAAGACAGACUUACAAAAUCUGGUGACAGACUUACUUGGAAGAUAUCCUGACCUUAUGGAGGAAUUCAAUGAUUUCCUACAGCGCUGUGAGAACAUUGAUGGGUUCCUUGCUGGUGUUAUGAGUAAAAAAUCACUGGUCGUUGAUGGGCUUUCAGCAAGAUCAUUGAAGGUGGAGGACAGAGAUAAAGAGCCGAAGUGUCAACUUGAUCCAGAAAAGGAGAGAUGCAGGGAGAAGUAUAUGUCAACAUCUAUUCAAGAGCUUGAUCUUUCUCAUUGUCAACGUUGCACCCCUAGCUAUCGGCUUCUGCCGGACGAUUAUCCAAUACCUGCGGUAAGCCAUAGACCAGAUCUUGGUGCUCAAGUCCUCAAUGACCACUGGGUAUCUGUAACUUCGGGGAGUGAAGAUUACUCUUUUAAACAUAUGCGUCGGAAUCAGUAUGAAGAAAGCUUAUUUAGAUGUGAAGAUGAUAGGUUUGAGCUGGAUAUGCUGUUAGAGUCUGUUAGUGCAACUGCCAAACGUGUAGAGGAACUAGUGAAUGACAUCAACCAGCAUAAAUUUCAGUCACCAAUUCGGAUCGACGGGCACUUUACUGCUCUGAAUUUUAGGUGCAUUGAGCGUCUAUAUGGGGACCAUGGUCUAGAUGUGCUGGACAUUUUGCGCAAAAAUCCCGCAAUUGCAUUGCCUGUUAUACUAACUCGCUUAAAGCAGAAGCAAGAAGAGUGGAUGCUCUGCCGUAGAGAUUUCAACAAGGUUUGGGCUGAGAUAUAUGCAAAAAAUCAUUACAAAUCACUGGAUCACCGUAGCUUCUAUUUCAAGCAACAAGAUUCAAAGACCUUGAGCUCAAAAUCUUUGCUAACUGAGAUUAAGGAUUUGAAAGAGAAGCAACCAAAGGAGGACGAUGUUCUUUUUGCCAUUGCUGCUGGAUACAGACAAACCCUUGUACCACAUUUGGAAUACGAGUAUUCUGACGGCACGAUUCAUGAAGAUAUACAUAAACUUGUCCAGUAUUCAUGUGAAGAAAUUUGCUCAACCAAAGAACAACUUAGUAAAGUUAUGCGGCUUUGGACCACGUUUGUGGAGCUAAUGCUUGGUAUUGUUCAAUCCAAUUCCAAGGAUAAUCCUCUAGGAGGUGAUGGGAAAGAUAAACAUCUUCUUUCAAAUUGUAAAACCAUGAGCAGCAUGACUGAAAAUGGUGUAGAACCUGCCGCUAACGGUGUGGUGGAAGAUUCCAAGUCACCAAGAAAAUGUGCUGUUGAUAGUGUAGAUGAGAACACUUCACCUCAAUGUGGUCCCACCUCUUCAGAUAUUGGAAAUGAUACACCCAGGGAUUUGAAUUCUGUUAAACCAGAUAAUGUUUCUACGUCUGAUGUCAUUACCAACACGCAAAGAGUUGAGAAAGAGCAGAAGAAUCUAGAAUUGAGUGAGAAAAUGGCUGUGCUUAACAUACAGACAAGCUGUAGUGCCGGAGAUGCUGCUGCCCGAGUAUCUCCUAAGACAGGAUCAGAACAAACUCAUGUAAAUUACAACAGUGAUGGAAUAUCAGACCGGGGUUGUAGUUCUGUGAUGCCCCUGUCUAGUUGGGUUGCUACAGAAGGUUACAAAAAUAAAGGAAGUGUUGAUACUGGUGUUUCUGUAGAGGGUGGGGUUGUAUUAUCAGCAAACGGACGUUUUUCUAAUGGCACAACGGUUAAUCAUAACCUGGAUGCCUCCACUGCUCCUCCCAAAAUCGAGAAGGAAGAGGGAGAGUUAUCACCUAAUAAUGAAUUCGAGGAGGAGGAUUUUGUUGGCUAUUUACCUAUACCAAAUGGAAAGAACACUGCUGAGAGCAGGAAAAAGGGAUCUGAAGAAGAUUUGGAUUGUCUGGGUGGAGAAAAGAAUGAUGUCGUUGCAGAUGAUCAGGACAGUGAAAAUGGUUCUGAGCAUGCAGAUGAUGUAUCGGGCAGUGAAUCUGUAGGGGAUGAUGAGUGUUCCAGAGAAGACGAGCACGAGGAAGAGGAAGAUGAAGAUACGGGGUUGCAUGAUGAAGUUGAUGAAAAGGCCGAGAGUGAAGGUGAAGAAGCUGAGGGGAUGACCAAUGCACAAUUUGGUGGAGAUCUACUACCUUUGGAAGAGCGUGUGCUUUUAUCCGUUAAGCCUCUUGCUAAGUACGUUCCAGCAGCUUUACUGGACAACAAGGAAAGGAAUGAAUCACGGAUUUUCUAUGGAAAUGAUGAUUUCUAUGUGCUUUUCAGGCUUCAUCAGAUCCUAUACGAAAGAAUUUUAUCAGCCAAAAUUCAGUCAACUAGCACAGACACGAAAUGGAGAACUUGUAAGAAUGAUACUUUUGUGGACCCAUAUCCCAGGUUUCUGACUGCGUUAUACAAUCUGCUCGAUGGAUCUACUGAUAAUGCGAAAUUUGAAGAUGAGUGCAGAGCCAUUAUUGGAAACCAGUCGUAUGCAUUAUUUACGUUGGACAAGUUAAUAUUCAAAUUGGUCAAGCAGCUGCAAGCUGUUGCUGCUGAUGAGAUGGACGGUAAGCUUCUUCAACUGUACGAGUACGAGAGAACCAGGAAAGCUGGGAAAUCCAUUGAGUCGGUUUAUUAUGAUAAUGCACGUUACUUUCUGCACGAGGAUAACAUAUAUCGUAUGGAGUUUACAUCUUCUCCAUCUCACAUGUCAAUACAGCUUAUGGAAAAUGUGCCAGAGAAGCCCACCGAUGUAUUGCCAGUCUCCAUGGAUCCAAAUUUUGCAGCAUAUCUGCAGAAGGACUAUCUGUCUGUUUCUUCUCAUGGCAAAAAGGAUCCUCAGGGGAUAAUACUCCAUAGAAACAAACACAAGUUUGAUAAGAUGGACGCACUUUCUGCAUUCUGUUUGGCAAUGGAUGGUGUCAGCAUUGUCAAUGGUUUGGAGUGCAAGGUUUCCAGCAGCUCAUGCAAGAUCUCUUAUGUUCUCGACACCGAAGAUUUCUUCUAUCGAUCAAGUAGAAAGAAAGCCUCAAGGGGUCAGAGUCGCGCUAGAGUGGAGCUUUUUCACAGACUGUUGCAGUCCUCCACGUGA
Molecule: messenger RNA, 4164 nt
Organism: Linum trigynum
Lineage: Eukaryota; Viridiplantae; Streptophyta; Magnoliopsida; Malpighiales; Linaceae
Source: the annotation of a GenBank genome assembly